Centrocercus urophasianus (Greater sage-grouse) is the source of this 3601-nucleotide messenger RNA. It is a transcript of the gene KIF12, whose product is annotated as kinesin family member 12. The transcript is spliced from 19 exons. The coding region runs from base 794 to 2635 and encodes 613 amino acids. The record is from RefSeq and is a predicted model, not a curated record. Gene Ontology annotation, molecular function: microtubule motor activity; microtubule binding; ATP binding. Gene Ontology annotation, biological process: microtubule-based movement. Lineage: Eukaryota; Metazoa; Chordata; Aves; Galliformes; Phasianidae.
CCUCUGCAUCACAUCCUGCUGUCUCCUGUGCAAACCAGGGCUCUUUCUUAGCCUCUCCUUCCUGCUCCCACCUGGUCCCCUGCCCAUUUUAGGGAGAGCAGUACUCACUCAUUGUCAGCUUGACAGUACGUGAUGAUGGUUGCCUUCCACACAGAUCUGUCCAGCAUGACAACGCCUGGUGUGACCACGUUGGAGUUGGCACCUGACUCCCAGCACAGCUCAUACCAAACCCAUUUUCUCUGGCUGAGGAAGGAAGGCAGCUCCAAAAGGAGCCUGGGGUGCCGUGGAGCAGAGAGCGGAACUCGCUGAGUGCCCCCAUGGCCGUGCAGAGGGGAGGGGGCUCUGCUGGGCCUCGGGGAUCCAGACACCUGCUGGGUGGGCACUGUGCCACAGCUGGACACGGUGAUUAAUGCUCUGAUGGCAGCUAAGCCCUUCAGUGAACACGCUUUAAUAUCUGAUACGGGGAAAUCUGCCGGCACCUGCAAACGUGCCUGAGGAUUAGGGGCGGCCACGCCACAAUCAUCCGCGGAUCCUGCCUCAGAUUAAGGUACUGGGCAACCCGACGGUUCCCAAAGCCUUUCCCCCAUCGGAUCCAUAGGGACCCCAGCCAUGAAGGAGGCUCGGAGAUCCAGUGUCACUAAGUUGGGAAAUGCAGUUGAUGCUGAGACCUUCUACAUCCCUCCUGAGGAGCCGUGGUACCGGUUGUGUGGGGCAGACAGAGCUGGCUGCUGGUGGAUCCCACCGGGGCCAAACAGGCACUGCUGCCGCCCUGAGCGAGGGGUGCUGAGGGAGAAUGGAGGCAGAGGAGGAGCGGGGCUGGGGGCCCCAAGCAGGAACACGGCCCAAAAUGCUCCCACGGAGCCAACUGCAACUGAGCACCGGCGAGGAGCAGGAGGGCAGAGAAACACGCCUGAGAGUGGUGCUGAGAGUCCGACCACUAACCUGCACAGAGACGCGUCGGGGUGACCGGCACGCGGUGCACAGCCUGGGCAACGGCACCGUCCAUGUGAGUGCAGCCAGGCACGAUGCCACCUUCACCUUCAGUGCCGUUUUUGAUGCGGGUGCCUCACAGGAGGCCGUCUUUGAGGGCAGCGGCAUGCAGCAGCUGGUGGAGCUGGCAGUGGAAGGCUUCUCCUGCACUGUUUUCGCCUACGGACAGACAGGCUCGGGGAAAACCUACACCCUGAUGGGCCCUCUGGGACAGAGUGAUGCCCCAGGGCUGCUGGGGCUGAUGCAGCGGUCCUUCUCCUGCCUCCUGGAGCACAGCCGUGGCACCGGCCUGGCGCUCAGUGCCUCCUACCUGGAGAUCUACAACGAGCAGGUCAGGGAUCUGCUGAGUGCAGGGCCGCCACGCUCCCUACCCCUGCGCUGGAGCAAAACUCGUGGUUUCUACGUAGAAAACCAGCUCAGCGUGGAGUUUGAGAGCCUGGAGGCUGUCAUCGAGCUGCUCCUGCAAGGUUCCCAAAGGCGACGGACCUCUGCGCACGCCCUCAAUGGGCAUUCGAGCCGCAGCCACGCCAUCCUGACCAUCCACAUCCACAGCCGAGCACCUGGCACCAGCAAGCAGGGCACGCUGUGCUUUGUGGAUCUGGCCGGCAGUGAGCGAGUGAAGGACACCGGCUCCAGCGGGGAGCUCUCCGUGGAGGCCAACAACAUCAACCGCAGCCUCCUGGCCCUGGGACACUGCAUCUCCCUGCUGGCUAAGCCCCGAGGAAAGCGGAUGCACAUCCCCUACCGGGACAGCAAGCUCACCCGGCUGCUGGCCCGCUCACUGGGCGGCUCAGGGGUCACACUGAUGGUCGCCUGCAUCUCCCCAUCCUCGCGCUGCCUCUCAGAGACGCUGAACACUCUGCACUACGCCAGCAGAGCCCGCAGGGUCACCACCAGACCCACGGCCAACAGGGUGCCUCGGGAGAAGCUGCUGCAAACCUUAGAGGAAGAGAUUCGGGCACUGCAGCUGGAGAAUCUCUCCCUGCGGCAGCAGCUCAGCCUGCCCAGGAGCAGGGAGGUGCCAGAGCCUGGUUGGGUGGGCAGGUACAGCCCUGGGGGGCUGAACUGCCCCCCCCUUGAAGGGCAGCUCCCAGCGGAGGGAGCUCCAGCCUGGCCCAGCCUCUAUGGCCUGCUGCGGGACUUUGUGGUGGAAAAUGAGCAGCUCAGGCAGCCCCAGCUGCUCCCAGGCCCCAGCAGUGGUGACAUGCCGACAAUCCCAUCCCACAGCCAGGCCCCACACCGGAGCAUCCACAUCCCACUCAGCCACCCCUCAUGGCCCCGGCACCCCAACAUGAUGCCCACCUCUGCACAUCGGCUGCCGAAGCUGCCUCCUGCCUCCAGCUGCCCCCAGUGCUGCACCAAUGCCACUGUGUCCCAGGGAAGUGCCAGCCUCCCGCUGCCUGCCCAGGAUGAUGGCACCAUGCCCAGCUGUUGGCCGCAGAAGGGAAAGCGGAGCCAGGGCAGGAGCUGGAGCUCACUGCGGCAGCACGCAGUGCCACGGGAUAGCCAGGAGGCAGCAGGCACAGAGGGAAGGGUCGUCCCUUCAGCCCCACCGUGGCCAGGACCACCAGAGCCCAGAGCUGCCGGAGCCAUCCCUGUGCUGCAGUGGGAAGAGGCCUUGGAGUGGCUGGAGGAGCUGAUCUGAGCGCUGCACUCACCGUGAUAGGGACACUUGGGGGACAACGGCGUGCUACAGCGACCGCACAACACACAGACCUCGCCCUGAUGGACAGACAGGCGGACACGGCGCUGGUGGUUUAUUUGGGUCUAGCUAGGUGCCGUGCUGCUGGUGGCCGUGGUGGGGCCUGUUCAGGUGCUCUCCUCAUCGGGCUGCGGGCAGUCCAGCCAGUACUGCGCGAUGGAGCGCGGGUAGCGGGGCUGCACCAGAUCCACGCGCUUGGUGCGCAGGUUGACACGGUAAUACUUGUCUGGGGGGGGGUAAGAAGGAGCUGUCAGACCUCGCUGCCAGCCCCGCGCUGUCCCAAAUCAUCCCCAGUGCCAGGGGGCAACUCUCCUCCAGACUCACCGCCUACAAAGAAGUAGACGCUCUGUAGGGUCUCACACUGCGAUCCUGACAGCCAGUCUCUUUCGGUGUCGGUAGAUUCGGAAUCGUUGUUCAGCCAGCCCCAGAAACCCAAAUUCAGAGUGCGAUGGUUCCUGUACCUCUUGCGGUGGCGACGGGAAUUCCUCCUGCGGGGCUGCCGGGAUGACACGUAGAUCCUGCCGGCCAUGGCAGCAUCCAGUCCGUUGGGAACCCCCCGCCAGUCCCUGCUGAUGAGCCGUGGGCUGCUCGCCCCAACUGCCAGAAAGCAUGAGUUAGAGAGCAGCAACACGUGGGCACCGGCAUCUGGCCCAUAGACAUCCCGCAGUGCCUGCCCCGAGGCACAGGGAUGCUCCAAAGGGUCCCUGGCGCAAUGGGAUCUGCACUGGGAUCUUGCCCAAAUGUAAUGUCUCUAUGAGUGGAUGUGGUGGGGAUGGGUUGGUGUUUGCACCCAGUGAUCUUAGAGGUCUUUUCCAACCUUAAUGAGUCCAUGGUUGUACGAGGGGGCACGGCGGGGAGGGGUUGACCAUUGGACUCGAUGGCCCUGGAGGUCCAUUCCGAAAUUAAAGA